AUGUUUGUCCGCCUGGGCGCAGAUGGUAUUGCACAUGCGUUGUUGGGGCCGGGAUCGGUACAAACCACGACCAAAUCCGGCUCUAGGGUCAAAAUAACGUGCGAUACGGGGUAUCCGUUUGGAAAGGUGUUUUGGUAUAGCAUCGAGGCCGAGGGAGAUUUUGUUUUCCAUGUUCGGGUGCCGAAAUGGGCGAACACGGACCGUUCCUGGAUCUCUGUUGACGGCGGACCACGGCACCCAUUAUCACCAAAUACCAACGACGGCAUGCAAGGACUGCGCCUGAGUACUGGAAAGCACGUUGUGAUGUACUCGCUAGACACAGAGAUCCGAGUUGUUCCCCGGGCGAACAACACCGUUUCAAUCUACCACGGCGCCCUCCUGUAUGCGGUCCCGCUGAACCCGGAAGUGACAUACACGCAGUCAACCUAUCCAAACGCACCCCCGCUAGCAAGGGAGUAUACAAUGACUCCAAGGAAGAAAUGGAACUUGGCGAUCGAUCCAUCGAGCCUCCGCUUCAAAGGCCUGUCCGACCCGCAUGCUCCACUGCCAAAGCCCGUCUGGGGCGAGGGGAAUUCAGUCACGACUAUAGCAGCCAGGGUCUGCCAGAUUAAGUGGGAGCUGACGGAGCCUCGUGGCCAUGCGCCAAAUCCUCCUCGUGGGUCAGACAGAGAGUGCGUUGGUGAACCUUUUACGGUUGAGCUGGUCCCAUAUGGAACUGCUAAACUGCACAUGGCAGAAUUGCCGGUCAUGCAGUAG
Molecule: messenger RNA, 756 nt
Organism: Uncinocarpus reesii 1704
Lineage: Eukaryota; Fungi; Ascomycota; Eurotiomycetes; Onygenales; Onygenaceae
Exons: 1
Coding region: 1-756 (251 amino acids)
Source: RefSeq, a predicted model, not a curated record